AUGGUAUUAAUUUCUUACACUAACAUUGUGGUUGAUGAUUUUGGUUAUGCAAAACGUAAUCCACUUAAAAGAUACAUCUAUUUUUUAACUCAUAUGCACUCUGAUCAUUAUUAAGGAAUCACUAAUGGUUGGAAUUAUGGAUAAAUCUUUUGUUCGACUGUCACAAAAGCAUUACUCUUAGUUAAAUUCCCAGGAGUUGUUGGAGUUGUAAUUCAUCAAUAUUUAUAUGUAGAUGACAAUACCAAUGAAAACACCAACAGAAAUACAAUUAUGCUCAAAAUAUAAAGUAAGAGUAACAUUUUUAGAUGCAAAUCAUUGUCCUGGUGCUGUUAUGAUACUAUUUUAAGGAUACUUUGGAACUAUAUUACAUACUGGAGAUAUGAGAUUUAAUUUGGAAAUGAUUCCUAAAAAUCCACAUCUUUACCCUCCUAAAGAUUAUUCAAAUUCCAAUGAAAAGUGUUCAAUUCAUAUUGAUGAACUUAUUCUUGAUAAUACAUAUUGUGAUCCAAUCUUUAAGUUUCCCAAUAGAGAUGAAGCUUUUAAGAUGCUUUGUGAAAUCAUUGAUAAAAAUCCUAAUAAUAGAGUUUUUUUAUGUGUUGAUUCUGUAGGAAAGGAAGAACUUAUGGUUGAAUUAGCUAAGCAUUAUGAAACUAUUAUUGUAGUCAAUGAACAAAGAUAUUAAAUUGUUACUGCUAUGAAUUUUUAUGUUGAAUACUUUACUACUGAUAAAUCUUAAGGAUGGAUAGAAGUUAUAAGAAAAGGAGAUGUAGAAAUUAGACUUAAAGAAAAAAAUACUAUUGCAAUCACUGCAACUGGAUGGGCUAACACAACUAGUUAUUAAAUGCCAGAUAAUAGAAGAUAUGUUAUCCCUUACUCUCUUCAUUCUAAUUUUAAUGAACUACAUCAAUUCAUUAAGAGUAUUCAACCUGCUCUGUUGUAAAAGGUUGUUAAAAAUAACACAGGAAAAAGUAGCAAAAUUUAUAAUAUUACUUAAUUUUCAUAAUAUAUGGUUACUCUUCAUCAUAUAAAAUAAAGAGUAUAAAUUUAAUUUCAUAUUAUUAGGGAUUUGAAUUUUUUUUGAAGAAUUAUACUGAUGAAAAAAGAUUAUCAUAUGAAUAUAGAUCUAUUAUGAUGGAUAGUAGAAAAUAGAAAGAAAUUAAUUAAGAUCUAGGAAUUGAAUUAACUGAAUAAGAUAAUUAAGUGAUUAAUCAAAUGAUAUUUGAAGAUUCUAAUUAGAAUGUUUUCUCUAAAUAAAAGCAGUAUUUUAUUUAAAGUUAUUUUUGUAGAGUUCGUAAAGGAUUCAAGUUGGAAAAGCCAGAAACAAAUAAAAAUUUUAAAAUUACUCAAUUUAUUAGAGCUAAAAAGCAAUUAGUAAAUACAGAAUAAGCAUUAUAAUAAGAAGUAAUUCCAGUAGAUAAAGAAAAAAGAAAAGACAAAAAUGGUGAAAUUAAUGAUAUUACUAAAUAAACAAAGGAUCCAAUACUUAUUGAUUGA
This is a messenger RNA of Paramecium sonneborni, 1494 nucleotides long. The record is from the annotation of a GenBank genome assembly. Lineage: Eukaryota; Ciliophora; Oligohymenophorea; Peniculida; Parameciidae.